This is a messenger RNA of Seriola dumerili (greater amberjack), 1956 nucleotides long. Its product is annotated as group XIIA secretory phospholipase A2-like. Bases 23 to 958 code for a protein of 311 amino acids. Gene Ontology annotation, molecular function: calcium ion binding; A2-type glycerophospholipase activity. The record is from RefSeq and is a predicted model, not a curated record. Gene Ontology annotation, biological process: arachidonate secretion; phospholipid metabolic process; lipid catabolic process. The transcript is spliced from 7 exons. NCBI's taxonomy places the organism in Eukaryota, Metazoa, Chordata, Actinopteri, Carangiformes, Carangidae. Gene Ontology annotation, cellular component: extracellular region.
AACGCUCUUAUCUGGCUCUGAUAUGACAUGGAAGAUGCCCUUUCCUAUCUUUGUUGUUCUGUUUUUGUGCUCCUGCGGAUGUUUACCACAUGUGGCUGCCUCCAAACAAGAGCCAGAGACUCCAGGCUGGAUGAGGACUCUGAAAAGUAUUUGUAAUGUCAUACAUAACAACGAACCAUUACUGGAUGUGUGGGAUUGGUUUUUUGGCGAUAAGCAUAGUGAUGCAUUCAAACAAGAGUCAGAGAGUACAAACUGGAUGAAAAGUAUUUUUGACAAAAUACAAAAGAUUGAAUCGUUACUGGAGGCAGCGUGGUCCGUGUUUUGUGGCAAUAAGCACAGUAAUGAGCAAGAGAGUCCAGACUGGUGCAAGACUGUGAAAACUCUUUGUGACAGAAAGCACAACAUUCGCACAUUCCUUAAUGGGCUGCGGAAAGUGUACAAAGUGUUAAGUGGCGUAGGGCAGAAGAGUCCAGACUGGAGGAUGGUUCUGAGAACUUUUUGUUACACCAUACACAUGAUUGAACCAUUACAGGAUGCAGCACAGAUCUUUCUUGAUGGCGAUGACAGGCUGUGUCAUUAUAGGUGCAGUGACGGUAACAACCCGGUGCCUCGUCCUGGGUACAAGCAGCCACCACCCAACGGAUGUGGCUCCCCACUGUUUGGAUUUCAGUUCGACAUAGGCAUCCCUUCCAUGACCAAAUGCUGUAACCAACACGAUCGUUGCUAUGACACCUGUGGCCAAAAGAAGCGCAACUGCGAUGACGAGCUCCAUCACUGUCUCAUGACCAUGUGCAGGAAGGAGCUCAAACCUCUGGGAUCGGAGACGACUGUCCAAGCAGUGUGUGAGUCGGCGGUGACUCUGCUGCAUGAGGUGGUUAAAUACUUGGGAUGUAAGCCGUACCUGGACAGCCAGAAAGAGUCCUGUGUGUGUCAGUAUGAAGUGAAGGGGGAACUGUGACACUGCAACAGGAACGAGAUGGUUCAGCAGUACAAGAUACAAGAUUCACUGAAGGACACCAGCAAUACAUUUUACUUUCAGACUUUCAGAGUUUCGAUAAUGUCAUACUUCUCUUAGAAAAGUGAAUGUGAAAUUACUUCAGUUUUUAGAGUAGACAAUUAAUUUGGAUGCUUGGGAAGGACCCAAUCUGUAAUGCUAAGCCUGUACAACCUGAAGUAUUUUAGUGGGUGUAGUACUACAAUGUGCAUUUUGUUUCUAGGCAACAAGAAUACAAUUGAACAUAUAUGAAAAAUUAUUUCCGAUAUUAUGUCAAUGAUAGAUAAAUAAGGGAAUUCUUCUGGAAAUCAGCAACUGCUUUUAAACUCAGCACAACAAACUAACAGUUUCAGAAGCUUUAUUUUCCCCUAUAAUUGGCACCAAAUUCAAGAAAUAUAUGUUUUGUUUUUGUAUAUAUUUUGUUUUUCCUUAUGUAAAAUUUGUGAAAUAUAAUAUGGAGGGAAAUGGACUGGUGAGAACACUGUGGAGAAAAAUUGAACUGUCAUCAAAAAAUGAUAUUGAUUAUUAAUUAUUGAUAAUUCUGUGUCAAUUGUCAUCAUGGACAUUUUUGAAGAAACUUUACCACAGAAGCUCUGUUUCCCACACAUAACAUGAUAUAUCUGAAGAAAGGGUUUUUUUUUAUAGUUGAAGUUAAUUGUAUGGGAGAAAUCAUGGUAUCUGCAGAUCUUGAAACGUCUUAAAAACAUUUAGACUUGCACAUUGGAACAUACUAUUGUUCCAGACCUCUGACCUUAAAUUAAUUCGUUAUUGUUUACCUAGUUGAUCCGUCCAUCCAUUCAACCACCCAUUUUCUGGUGAUUAAUUGAUUAGUUGAUUGAUAGAAAAAUCAUUGGCAACUAUUUUGAUAAUCAGCAAAUUUUUUCGAGCAAGUAGCUAGCUAGUGAAGGAUCUGCUACUUUUUUUUCUCAUAAAGCUUAUCACAGUGAACUGAACAUCUUUGG